Molecule: messenger RNA, 2011 nt
Organism: Hyaena hyaena (striped hyena)
Lineage: Eukaryota; Metazoa; Chordata; Mammalia; Carnivora; Hyaenidae
Gene: CAPS
Product: calcyphosine
Exons: 5
Coding region: 791-1288 (165 amino acids)
Cellular component (GO): vesicle
Molecular function (GO): calcium ion binding
Source: RefSeq, a predicted model, not a curated record
CCCUGGCUACCCUAGCUUAUCACAAGCAAGACCACCAAGUGAUGUCUGAGAACUGAAAACCGACCGCCGAAAGACCCAUGUCAAAAAAAUACAAGUGGCCCCUAAAUAACUAGCAGGAACUUCUUUGUCUGACCUAACACUGUAGUGUCUGUAAGGCUGCUCUGUCCUGGCUCAGCCGCAUUGAUCCGAAAACCUGGAGGUGGGCCUGGGCCACCUCAAACCCUUUUGAACUUGGAUCCCUCAGCAGCUUUGGCUGCUGCCCUGUGAAAAGACGCAGGGGGCAGGUGAAGCCCAGAGAGGGAAGGGAACCUGCUCCAGGCCACACAGGAAUUGGGUCUUGAGCCUCCUCGGCCAUGGCCUUGCCCCUCUCCAUCCAGGACAGUGGUCCUUGUAGGGCUGUGGGCCACCCCUCCUUUUUGGAGCCAGGAAGGGUGAAUCCCCACUCCCCACCAGCGUCUGGCUUCACCCCAGACCUGGGCACUGCAAGGCUGGGAAUGAGGACAGAGGCUGGACAGUGGUGCCAGCGAGGGCACUGCCCUGUCCCUCUUGGCCUGGCCCCUCGGCUCCACAGGGUGUGCCCAGGGCUACGAGGCACCGGCACAGCGAGGGUUACAGCUGGGGCCCCUCCCAGUCUCCUGAGCCACCAUCCCUAAGCAACAGUCCUGCUGGGCGGGACGUGUUGCCAGCGCUGGGCAAAGCAGGCCGGGGCCAGAGGAGUGGCUGGCUGGCCUCCAGGACGGACGCGGGGCAGCUCUCUCCCAUCCAGCUACCCAGACGGCCCUGACCCAGCAUGGAUGCCGUGGACGCCACUGUGGAGAAGCUCCGGGCACAGUGCCUGUCCCGAGGGGCCUCAGGCAUCCAGGGCCUGGCCAGGUUUUUCCGCCGCCUGGACCGGGACAAGAGCCGCUCCAUGGACUCGGGGGAGCUGCAGCGGGGCCUGGCUGAGCUGGGGCUGGUGCUGGACGCGGCCGAGGCGGAGGGUGUGUGCCGGCGCUGGGACCGCGACGGCAGUGGGACGCUGGACCUGGAGGAGUUCCUGAGGGCACUGCGGCCCCCCAUGUCCCAGGCCCGGGAGGCGGUCAUCGCAGCCGCGUUCGCCAAGCUGGACCGCAGCGGGGACGGUGUGGUGACAGUGGAUGAUCUCCGGGGGGUCUACAGUGGCCGCGCCCACCCCAAGGUGCGGAGCGGGGAGUGGACCGAGGAGGAGGUCCUCCGCCGCUUCCUGGACAACUUCGACUCCUCCGAGAAGGACGGGCAGGUCACUCUGGCCGAAUUCCAGGACUACUAAAGCGGCGUGAGCGCCUCCAUGGACACGGACGAGGAGUUUGUGGCCAUGAUGACCAGCGCCUGGCAGCUGUGAGCAGCGCAACGCAUAUUCAGCCAGCACCACUGUGGUGUAGGACCCCCACCCUGGCACCCCUGAGCCCGGGCUUCCAGCUGGGCAGCCCCCGGGGUGGGGGGCUACAGGGGAACGUGGGAAGAUUGAGGCUGUGGGACCGGCCGGACCAGGUCUCAGAGGACCCAGCUUGGCCAUCAGGUGCAAGUAGGACAAAGAUUCCAAGGAUGGGUCACUGGCUCAGAACCCCAGGAACAGGGCCCUCCCUGUCCCUGUUCCUGCCAUCUGGACUCAGGUCUCACAGAGCCCCUGCAGGUGCCCCCCACCCCGCUUCCUCCUGUUUCUGCUGUGACCCCUCAGCCCUGCCAGCAGCCCGCUGCCCUUGCGCGUGCCCCCCACCCCGCCCCCACCGCGGGAAGCCAGACGGCCGGGGACAAAGCAAAGCUCUGCAUGGAGGCGGCCAGUCUUGGAAGGCAGCCAAGUGUGGUCACCUGCCCAGACGCAGAGUCGGGCAGGGGCCAGGCUGCCCUGGGGGCCGGAGGCUGUCCUUGGCCAGGCUGUCUGGCUUCCUGAGGCCCCUGGGGCAUGCAGGAGGCCAGGGUUUUAGUUAAAAGUUUUAAUGUAGUUCCCAAAUACAUUUCAUAUGACAAUCUUACAUAAAUGUUCCAAAACACA